UUUAGUCUAUGGAUUUUGGUUGGAAAAUGGAAGUUAGCCAUUUGUGCGAUAACCAAACAAUUAAAUAAUUUCUAUUUGUGCGUGAUUAUUUAGUUAAAACGAAGUAAUGCGAUCACAUUGUAUUGUUAUACGUAAUGGAUGAUAAUAUGAAAUAAAAUGAUGGAGGGAGAAGAAUUCAACCUCCAUUGGGAGGAGGUCGAAGUUAAGCAUGGCAUUGUUGAAGUCGAAGAAGAAGUGAUAUGCGGCCUCACAAGCCAUGACACAUCAUAUUCAAAUGCGGGUCCAGGAGACAUAAUAGAAGAAAAUGAUCAGAUGGCUGCAGAGAACUUGAUGUAUUUAUCUCAAGAUGUAGUGAACUACACAGAGACAGCGGAACUGGCUGACGAUCCAAAUGUAGAGUGUGUAACGGAAGAAGUCAUCACUGAUGACUGGGUCAUACCUGGUGGGCAAGAGAGAGUGGAAGUUCCUUUGGAUCAUUUAACUAAUCCAGUUUCAGACGCCAAAGAAGAAAAUGAUGUUGAUGUUCCACUCCCUACUGACCAGGACGAGUACACAGCGAUGCGUCCGUGGCCGUGCGACUUCUGCUCGCGGCGGUUCCGCAAGAAGGCGGCGCUGAUGAACCACAUGGUGGCCCACCAGAACGACAGGCCGCACGCGUGCAACCUGUGCGGCGUGCGAUACGUUCGCAAGUGCGACCUCAUCAACCACUUGAAAGUGCACGCGUUUGUGCCGGACAACCAGGAUGUCAUGGACUAUGAUGACAUUAUAGAUACUCAAGUUACUACUAAACCAAAGAAGAAAAAAGGACGACGGAAAAAGAAUCCAGAACCAGUAGAGAACGGCCUGUGGGAGAACAUGACAUCGGCUAGGACGCAGCAGUGGUCACGGCGCGCGCGCACGCCGCCCAAGCCGCCGCCGACGCCGCCGUCGCCGCCGUCGCCGCCCUCGCCGCCGCCGCCGCCCGCCGACCCCGCGCGACCUUUCGUCUGCCGACAGUGCGGCAUCGGAUUCGCUAGGGAGAAGGCUCUGCAGUCGCAUGCGAGGGUGCACGGAGGCGACUCGCCGGUGGAGUGUGGCGAGUGCGGCGAGCUGUGCUGGUCGCGCGAGGCGCUGUCCACGCACGCGGCCGCGCGACACCCGCACCUGCCGCCGCGGCCCAGCCACGCCGCGCCCUACCAGGUGGACGACGAGGAUGACGACAUGGACUUCAAGCUGUCGCCGGCGGCGCACAGCGGCAGCGCCGAGCGCGUGUACGAGGCGGUGCGCGGGCCCGAGCUGUUCUGCCAGGACUGCGGCGUGGCCUUCCAGCGCGCCGACCUGCUGCGCCGCCACGUGGCCGCCGCGCACAGCUACAAACGCCACGAUAGCACGAGUAGCGCGUGGGGCGAGCACACGUGCGACGUGUGCGGCGAGAGUUGCACGGACGCGCUGCAGCUGCUAGCACACGCGGAGGGCCACGCCGAGCGCCACCACACCACUCCCAGAUUAAAAAAACAGUCUCGAGGUCGAAAUAACGUGUCUUCAAGUAGUUCAAGACAAUUCCCAUGUAGAGAAUGUGGUAAAGUGUUCGGGUCGCGGAGCUCGCAGCAAAUUCACAUCCGAAUUCACACGGGCGAGCGGCCGUACGCGUGCCGCUUCUGCUGGAAGGCCUUCGCUGACGGCGGCACGCUGCGGAAGCACGAGCGUAUACACACGGGCGAGAAGCCGUACGCGUGCGCCGUGUGCCCGCGCGCGUUCAACCAGCGCGUAGUGUUGCGCGAACACGUGCGCUCGCACCAUUCCGCGCCCGACCGCCGCUCUAACGGUGCCCCUUCAUAUUGCUGCGUGGUGUGCGGGCGGAACCUACAUUCCAGUGCGGACUUGGUGCAGCACCUCAUACAACACUGCGACGCCAACACGGCGCUCAAGCGGCAACCACAGACUGGCCCACGGAAGUAUAAGCGGAGACGGAAAAUUAAGACCGAAGAGUCCACGCCACCUCGCGAAUGGGAGCGCGGCUCCGAGUCCCCGGCGCGCUCGUCGCCCUCGCCGCGCGCCUCGCCCGCGCCCUCGCCCUCGCCGCCGCCCUCGCCGCCCCGCCGCCGCAAGCGCCGCGCGCCGCCGCCGCGGCCCAAGAUGAUCCACACCGAGGACCCCCGGCCCCGGACCAAGCAGGUCCGCCAGCGCCGGCCGCCGCGGCACCCGGCCGACGACUUGCGCGCCAUCCGCCCGCGCUCGCCUGUGCCCUCGCCGGUACCUUCGCCUGUGCCCUCGCCCGCGCCGUCGCCCUCGCCGCCGCCCUCGUCGCCGCCCGCGCCCGCCGCUGCCGGGCCCUUCAAGUGCGAGAUGUGCUCGCUGGAAUUCCCGCGCCGCGACGACCUGUUACUUCACGUGCCGGUGCACAUAUGACGCAGGAAAGCGCGCGCGCGCAGGCGACGCCGCUGAGCGCAGGUAAUAGAGUAGGUACUUACUUCACACCGCUGCAGCGGUAAUACUUUUUAUGAGCUGCCGAUUAGCAAUCUGCCAUUUAUUUUCGUCACUGUUUCAAAAUCUCGAUUGACUAUUCAUCAAUUUUGCAGCAACUGAAAAUCUAAAUUUUGUUUUUAGGGCUUGAGUAGAAUAAUAUACUCUUUUCGAGAAGUUGAGACUUGGAAUUAUGUUGGUUUAAUCUACAACUACAACCGUGAUGUAAACGUAGUAUUCGCUUUUUGUAGGUGCCGCAAACUAAUGCCAAUAAUUUUUUUGACUGCAUCACGGAGGAUCGUUGUGUCACCGAGUAGCGGAGCGGGCGCUCUGUUGGACUAUAUUGUGAACUAACUUCCUGAACCGUUGCUCUUACAUUUAACCUUUAACCAGUGACAUGACUAUUUUAUAACACUAUAAGGGACAUGACGUCUCACAGGCUACUACUUCGAAAUCAAAAAAUUGACAAAAUUGCAUGUGGAUUACUUUAAAAUUGUAUUUGUAUUUAACUAUUGGUAUGUCAAUAAAACAAAUGUAAAUGAAUUCAAUCAUUUUUUUUAUAAUUACAUAGAAAAAAAACUAUAAUUACCAAUUAGUGGUAAUUUUCAGCCUCAAUUGAUAUGAGGUCCUUUUUUAGCAUUUUAAUAGACUUUAUAUAAAUUCUAUGUCAAAUUUAAUACUUUUUACUAAAAAUCUAAUAAUACAGAAACCGAAAAAACAUAAAAGCCACUUCUGAAAACUAAAAAUAAAAAUUCUGACACCCGCUCAAUUUGGCAUAAAAUCAAUGGCAAUUUUUGCAGAAAAGGCGAGAACAUUGCAAAUAUAUGGGAUUGCAACACCCCAACACAAGUGUACUGUGGCGGCGUAGCAUGGCUUGGCACCCGGGGCGACCCCUUCCCCCCCUCCUCACCCCUCAUAAGACCAUAAGUUGGAUGUUCAUAUUGCGGGGGGCUAAGGCACCCCAGAAUGGUCUGGUGUCCCCCAGAAUUUUCGGGUUACCGAUUUGAAGCCGAAAGAUUUUAG
Molecule: messenger RNA, 3465 nt
Organism: Ostrinia nubilalis (European corn borer)
Lineage: Eukaryota; Metazoa; Arthropoda; Insecta; Lepidoptera; Crambidae
Product: zinc finger protein 48-like
Exons: 17
Coding region: 157-2388 (743 amino acids)
Biological process (GO): regulation of transcription by RNA polymerase II
Cellular component (GO): nucleus
Molecular function (GO): DNA-binding transcription activator activity, RNA polymerase II-specific; RNA polymerase II cis-regulatory region sequence-specific DNA binding
Source: RefSeq, a predicted model, not a curated record